CAAUACGGUAUCACGUGCUGUGCGUGUGCCUGGCGUUUACCCUACGCCGGCGAGGGAUUUGCCGGUUUCAUGGACAAAAUUUCGAAUUCGUUUCUGAUUUCAAAGCUCCAGACUCCCUCCUGACUUCACUUCGCUCCGUCUUCCUUGUCUCGUUCUCCUCCUUCCCUCCUGUCCUCUCCGUUGUGGAUCUAGGGCUAGGGUUAGUUUCUUCCCUUUUCUUUAUGGAGAAUCCUACGCUGCGGCUGGUCGUAGAGAAGGGCCCGAAGGAGGGGGAGACCCUGGAGUGCAAGCACCGUGCCCUCACACGCAUCGGCCGCGUCGUGAAGGGCAACACCUUCGCCAUCCGGGACCCCGGCAUCUCUCAGAAGCACCUCGCCUUCGAAUUCCUCUCCGAUGUUUCCCGGUGGGCUGUCUAUGACCUUGAUACCUCUAAUGGCACCCUCGUCAACGACGCCAAAGUCGCACCCUCCGUCCCCUUCCUCCUCUCCGACGGCGACUCCAUCAAGAUCGGCGAGAUGACUUCAAUCUCCGUCAGGAUCUCCGGGGAAAGGCCUCAUAUUGACGUGGCGCUGCCGCUGGAGGAGAAGGAAGAGAUGACUUGGGCUCGGCAGCGGGGGCGGAGGAGAGGAGCACCUCCUGCAAGAUCUGUGGCCGAGCCGCCCUCGGAUGCGGUCGUGGAGGAGGAAAGUGAAGCGCCGGCGAGAUAUGGUUUGAGGAGGAGAGGGAGAUCGAAGAAGGCUUCUGUUUCUUCCAGAAUCUCAAUGAAAGAUGAAAUUUUGGACGCCGUGGUGGUGGAGGAGAGUACUGAAGUAUCAAAGAAUGCAGGGAGGGGGAGAGGGAGGGGAAGAAGGCCUGCAACAAGGGCUUCUUCUGCUAGGUUUUCCAAGGAGGAGAAGCCUUUGGGUUCAGUUCCAGUAACUAAUGCAGAGACUGUGGAAGCUACUGAGAAGGGGGAUUUCAGGGUGGAAGCUAAUAAUACUGGUGAUGGGGUGAAAUUGGCUGAGAGAGGAGCAGGGGAGGUGGGGCAAGAGAAGGGAGAAGAUGAUAUGGAUAAGAUGACCCUCGGGGAGUGGUUUGAUCGAAUGGAAAAGUUCUUGCCCAUGAUGAUUAAUGACAUAUCAGAGGAAAUCAUUUCAAGCUUGAGGGAGAAAGCUCAGCGCUUUGAUGAAUUCAUAGUUCAAAGUGCGAAUGCCAACUAAUUCAUAUGGGUAUGUUGAACGCUCUCAAGCAAAGAACAAUUCCUUCCUAUAUAUUGACCAUAGAAUUUAAUUUCUUGCUUCACCUAUUUCCUCAUGACAUCCUGAGUGAUCGAAUUUGUAUGGCUUUGUACAAUGACAGUAUGUAUGCGUUAGAUAGGAGGAAUGGAAACUUUAGUGGUUCUA
This is a messenger RNA of Elaeis guineensis (African oil palm), 1382 nucleotides long. RefSeq lists its product as uncharacterized. The record is from RefSeq and is a predicted model, not a curated record. NCBI's taxonomy places the organism in Eukaryota, Viridiplantae, Streptophyta, Magnoliopsida, Arecales, Arecaceae. Gene Ontology annotation, molecular function: protein binding.